This is a messenger RNA of Blepharisma stoltei, 300 nucleotides long. Lineage: Eukaryota; Ciliophora; Heterotrichea; Heterotrichida; Blepharismidae. The record is from the annotation of a GenBank genome assembly.
AUGAUUGCAUUAGCAGAAGAUAUUGUCAGCACUAAAGGCCCAAUAUUCUUUCCUUUCCUUAUUGGCUCAGCUCUGUGAUACAUUAAUCCCUUGGUUCCAAACUCAGUUGGCAGAAGCUUCUCUGGAUGUGAGUUCAUAACAAUAGGCAUGACAACCUCUCCUUUCUCAUCAAUCAGCUUAUCAGUGUUGGUGCUUUCCCAAUAUGUUUUAAAAUAUGCAGUAUACGUUGCUGAUGCGAUUUGAACAUUAACAAAUAAGCUUAUAAUAUCGGUUUUCUGGAUGUCUGAAGAAAAUCCAUAG